Molecule: messenger RNA, 3976 nt
Organism: Esox lucius (northern pike)
Lineage: Eukaryota; Metazoa; Chordata; Actinopteri; Esociformes; Esocidae
Gene: lrrfip1b
Product: leucine rich repeat (in FLII) interacting protein 1b
Exons: 20
Coding region: 634-2460 (608 amino acids)
Biological process (GO): regulation of transcription by RNA polymerase II
Molecular function (GO): RNA polymerase II cis-regulatory region sequence-specific DNA binding; DNA-binding transcription factor activity, RNA polymerase II-specific
Source: RefSeq, a predicted model, not a curated record
CGUCGUGCUGUGGUCAUCAUCCGGGAUUGCACUGCAAUAAAACUUUCUGCUGUGACAUCUCGUCGACUCCCGGGUCCUAGUCAAUCAAAAACGAGGACAGCAAUGACAUCGAUAUUGUAGGCGUACAGACAGAAGGAUUAUCUUGCCUCUUAUGAGGCUCGCCUGUGUUAUUGUUUUGUGUUUUAUACGGACGCUUAAAAUGUUUUUGGAUGAUGACAAUGGCGGAGGAUUAGCAAACUGACAAUUCCUUUUCCAAGAUACCUAAAGUGGUAACCUGAUGCUGUGUGUUUUGACAGAUCAAACCCGCGCGGGCUAUUUGCAUUUUUCUAUCAGCAAAGGGAAUCAAGGAAUGAUCGUGAUGCGGUUUGUUUUAUUUAAAGACGGAUACAUUAAAACAGAGAAUGGCAUCAUGUCUCGUGCAUGGGAAGCGAAUUGAUGAGGGAUUGAUUUUCCAUGUCGCUAACCCACUGUGGAUUGCUUAAUUAUCUUGCUUGUUGGUGAGCUAUUUUUCGAUUACAUUAAUAUGGUGAUUUUUUUCCAGCGUGCGCUUCCUCGUCAUCAUUCCACUGUGUUACAUUUUUGAAAAUCCUGAUACGUAUUCUUCAGUAAGACAACGUCAGAGAAUAAACAAACAUGGGAACUCAGGUUACUGGUACUGGAAGAAAAAGAAUCCCCAACAGGGAGAGACUGACUGCAGAGGAUGAUGCCCUCAAUCAAAUUGCUAGGGAGGCUGAGGCGAGACUGGCAGCGAAGCGGGCAGCCAGGGCCGAGGCGCGGGAAAUACGAAUGAAGGAGCUGGAGAGACAGCAAAAAGAGAUUUAUCAAAGCCAGAAGAAAUACUAUGGGCUGGACAACAAAUGGGGCCACAUUGAGCAGUGGAUGGAGGAGAGUGAGAGGUACUCCUCCCGUCACUCCCGGAGAAAUACGUCGGUUUCAGACGAUGAGGAAAGAAUGUCGGUGGGCAGCCGAGGAAGCCUCAGGGGAAACACAUCUGAUCUGUACUGCGGCACCAACUUCACACCCUCUCUCAAACAUCCACAUUCCACUCAAAAUGGCCGGCCCUCCGUGCUCUUUAAUGACGGCCAGCGCUCCCACAGUCACAGGGGCUCUGUGUGUGAUGAGGCCUUGCACAACAGCACGCGGCGCUUUAGUGGCUCCAUCUCUCGCGGUCCUUCGGACUACAGUGGCUUUCUGGGCUCAAACUCCCGGGCCUCGUCCAGGGCCAGCUCUGCCCGCGCCAGCCCAGUGGUGGAGGAGAGGGCAGACAGAGACUUCCUAGAAAAGGGUUCCAGGACCGCCUCGACCCUCUCGGCAGCCACUCUGGCCUCGCUGGGCGGGCCCUCCUCUCGCAGAGGCAGCUGUGACACUUCCAUCUCAGUUGAAACCGAGGCCUCCAUUCGAGAUAUAAAGGACUCCCUGGUGGAGUCUGAGGAGAAGUUCCGGAAGGCCAUGGUGUCAAACGCCCAACUGGACAACGAGAAGUCCAACCUCAUGUACCAGGUGGAUACCUUGAAGGAGUCACUCAUCGAGCUGGAGGAACAGCUGGCGGAGUCCAAACGAGAGCAUGCCGACAAGGUCAAGGACUUUGAGAGGGAGAGACACGCCCACAGUUUGCUGCAGCUCCAGUUUAAUGAGAUGAAAGAGACGCUGAAACAGAGUGAAGACCUGCUGACGGAGGUGGGUCAGCUCCGUCUCAAACGAGACAGCUGUGUUAGGGAGAUCUCUGACCUCCAGGAGACCCUCGGAUGGAAGGAGAAAAAGAUCCGGGCGUUAGAGAGGCAGAGGGAAUUCUCGGACGCCGGGGUCUGGGAUGAGCGUGAUAAGCUCAGGGAUCAGGUUGUCCACCUCAAAGAUGCGCUGAAGAAACAUGGGAUAGCGCUGUCACCAGAAGUAACCACCAAUGGGGAUGCGGGACAGAUGAUGGACGAGCCCUUCAGUGCAGACUACGCUGCCCUGUUGUCGGAUGAGUCUCAGCCGUCUCACGCUGGGGAGAGCGUGCUUGAGCUCAGACUGAGGAAACUGGUGGAUGAGAGGGAGUGUUUAGCAGACCAGGUAAAAAGGCUGAAGUCUCAGCUGGAGGGAAAACAAAGGAAUGGAUCGGACACUUUGUCUCCUGAGGACACACUAGAGAACGGCGUGGACACCAACAUCCUUGACUUACAGAGAGAUGCCAACCGGCAAAUCAGUGACCUAAAGUUCAAACUGGUCAAAUCAGAGCAGGAAGUCACUGCUCUAGAACAGAAUAUCAUUCGAUUGGAGGGUCAAGUGACUCGCUACAAGUCAGCCUCUGAGAGUGCAGAAAAGGUAGAGGAUGAGCUCAAAGUGGAGAAACGCAAACUUCAGAGAGAGCUGAGGUCAGCCCUGGACAGAAUUGAUGAGCUGGAGGCAAGUAACAGCCAUCUUACCAAGCGCCUGGAGAAGAUGAAGGCUAAUCGGAGUGCUCUAUUGGCCCAGCAGUGAUACACUUCCUGUUUCUCAUGUCAAUGACAGGAGAGGAAGCAAGAGAUCCCACUCCCUAAUUUUCUUCUGGUUUUGAUGUUAGAUGUGAGCUAAGCAGACUAGACCCAGCUACUAUUGGUUGGGUAUCUAUGGGAGAAGCACCGCGUUAGGAAUUAUUUUCUCCAAAGGUGACCUCUCAAUUGAUCCAUUAUCUUUGGUUUUUGUACAUCUUAACUUCCCUGUGACUUUUCAACUUUAAUCUAUGAGACAUUGGAAUAACAGACUAUUCAAACCAAGCAAAGGACUUGCUGGAGCAUCAGCUUCAAGUUAACAUAUCCAUUCACAUUGGAAUCACAGAUGAAUUCACCAUGUUGGGUUCUUCCUCCUCAUCUGUACAAGAAGAGCAGUCCAGUGAUUCACCAAGAAAGACAGAGAAACAAAGGCCCUCUGAACACUUGUUGCUGUCCGCCAGUCCUUCACUAUCAUCUGAAGAGGGAAUAUCCUGCACCAUCGGACAGCUAAGAGGACCUAUCCUCCUACAAUAUACUAGCUCUUAUGUUACACAUCUCGCCAACCAUGAAUGGAUCUGUUCUCUAUAACACCUGGCACUCGCUUUGGCACUUGGGUUUGCAGUCCGCUCAAGCCAGCUUAAUCCAUCCACAUGAAUCUAAGACUAAAAUGUCUGCUAAAAUGUGUGCUUCGUGCCGGAAGAUUUUCUUUUUAUACAUAUUUUGAUGUGAAAAUGCACUUCUGCAUCCUCCUGUCCCCCGAGCCAAAACUCUAAAGUUAAUGUUUAAAGUAAUGCCUGUUUAUUUUUGUUAUGUAUGUUGAUUUCUUUAUAGGUAUGUAACUAUUGUACAUUAGAAGGGUGAAAACCCAAUUGGCACAACAAUAUUCUGGAACAUUCUGAAAAACUCAUGUCAUUUAUGUGGCACGUGAUGGAAUGUUAAUGGCACUUCGGGAUAAAUAUCACCAGCUUUUAAUGUCUGAUAUACUAUGCCCUUUGAGCAAAUAGAAACAAUCAUUGGGGAACGGCAACUCAAACAAUCAGUUAAAUGUACUUUUACUGCAAUAGGUUACUUUUGAAUGUAUUACAUCGGCUGUGACGGUAACACUAAGGUUCUCACAGCCUGACAAUACAAGCACUCAUGCUGGGGGGAAAAAAAAAAGGUCAAAUGUGUUGAAACAAUGAAGGAAGCAUUUCCUUUUCAUCCUGCUUCUCAGCGUUAGGCGUGUCAUGUCUUGUGGAGCCGGAACAUGACCCUGGGGUUACGACAGGGGAGAAAGGGUAUGUUGUUUAUAUGUCCCCACCCACAGUCUACUUCCGUCAGGCGAGUUAAUGCGUUUCUGUUUAUAAUGCUUUAAAAAAACACAUUGGGGUGGUCCAUGAAGGUAGCUAUUACGAACAUUUAGCAAUACUGAAACAUUUAUUUUGGGAAAGGUAAGGCUGUACAGUCCUUGCUUUACUUGAUAUAUAAAUGUUUGGUCUUUAUGAUGGCAUUGACAAGCACUUGAUUAAAGUCAUGCAACAACCCUG